Messenger RNA from Puccinia triticina, 231 nucleotides. RefSeq lists its product as uncharacterized. The coding region runs from base 1 to 231 and encodes 76 amino acids. The record is from RefSeq and is a predicted model, not a curated record. The transcript has 2 exons. NCBI's taxonomy places the organism in Eukaryota, Fungi, Basidiomycota, Pucciniomycetes, Pucciniales, Pucciniaceae.
AUGUCCUCCCCGGCGUCCUGCCCACCCGCACCUCCCUUGACAAACUCAAAAUUACUAACUGGGCGGCUGGCCUGCCUUCCUUACAAAGACUCUGGCAAGAAGGAUGAGGUGCUGGAUGCAUUGGCCAAACAACCUGGUCCAUUGCAAGCCAAAGAACAACAACCCACAGGUCCAUUUGCAUCGAGCUUGGAUAGUCAGGCGCCCUCCGCCUCGUCGGCGUUGAACCUGUGA